CUCUCUCCCCCCUUUCUCUCUCUCUCUCUAAUAAACCUCACACUCGAACUUUGACGGAUGGCUAUUUACCUUCAAUCUCGAAAUUAGGGCAGAAAUUUCGCAGUCAAUCAAUCGGAGCUGAUUACUCCGCGCCGGAGAAGAUGUGAGAGCUUCCCGAUUGCGCGACUGAUUUGAUCGAAUUUGCCGGGUGCGUUCGACCUGUUGCCGGAGCCUCGCUUUUUUCUUUUCAUUGAAAAUUAGGGCAUGAAGGGACAUUUGGAUCGGACGAAGGUGGUGUUGCGGCACUUGCCGCCGUCUAUUACCCAGGAGAUGCUCAUGGACCAAAUCGACACCGUGUUCGGGGGCCGCUACAACUGGGUCUCUUUCCGACCGGGCAAGACGAGCCUGAAGCAUCUAACUCAUUCCAGAGCAUACAUCAACUUUAUUAAGCCAGAGGAUGUUAUUGAAUUUGCUGAGUUCUUUGAUGGCCACGUAUUUGUGAAUGAGAAGGGUGCUCAAUAUAAGACGAUCGUGGAGUAUGCUCCCUCACAGCGUGUUCCAAAGCAGAGGUCCAAAAAGGAUGGGCGUGAAGGGACCAUAUUGAAAGAUCCUGAGUAUAUGGAAUUCCUUGAAUUUCUUGCGAAGCCUGUUGAGAAUCUUCCUAGUGCGGAGGUACAGCUAGAGAGAAGAGAAGCUGAAAGAUCUGCUGCUCCAAAAGAUGCUCCUGUAGUUACACCUCUAAUGGACUUUGUUCGUCAGAAAAGAGCAUCAAAGGGUACCACCAGGAGGUCAAGUUCUAAUGGAAAGCUAAGCAGGAGAGCUGGAAAAUUAUCAGAUGGAAGCCCUGGUUUAUCCAAACGAAAUUCUGAAAAGAGGAGGACUUCUGCGACUAUGUAUGUUUUGAGGGAUAAUGCAAGAAACAGUGGCAGCAGAGACAAAUCAGCCUAUGUUCUGGUUCCCAAGCGAGAUGAACAUCUGCAUUCUGAUAAGUCUAAUACAACAGGGUCUGCUUCUGGAGCUGAUGUGGUGGAAGAAAAUAGUGGAGUAACUGAAUUUACUGAUUCUGGGAAAAAGAAGAUUCUGCUAUUGAAGGGGAAAGAAAGGGAAAUUCCUCAUAUUUCUGGUAAUAUUUCCCAGAUGAAAAAUGUGAUGGGUUCAUCAAUGUCUAGGCAGAACCAUCGGCAGGAAGGUAGUGGGAGGAUUAUAAAAAGCAUCCUUGUAAACAAGGAAGCACGCCAGGGUCUGUCUGCAUUCCAGUCUGACAACCAAACUCAGACUUCAUAUCUUGAUAGGGAAAAAAGACCUCCUCGGGCACCAAAUGUGCAAGUUGUUUCAAGAGAUGCAAACGGAUUUCCAGAGGAGAAGAGUUCAGUGACCGACUCCCAUGGUUUUGGAAGUGAGAAGCAAGAAAGACGCACAAGAAAUAAGGACAGACCCGACCGCGGUGUAUGGGCUCCCCUUCGCCGUUCAGAUGGAUCACAUGCAAGUGAUGAGUCUAUAUCAUCUGCAUCUUCCUCUGUGAAGUCGUUGGUGGACUCUUCAGAGGGCAAUGCAGAAGUCAGAAUUCUUUCAAAUAGACGGAGCAAUCAGUCUUCUCUGGAAAAUGGGUUUCAUAAGCCUGUUGGUCGUCGAGGCCAGUCACAAGGUGGGAAAGAUCUUGAUGGUUCGCCCAUUUCCACUGAGGGGAAACCUUCAAAGAGGGGAGGUGCUCUUGGAUAUGGUUCCCAUGAGAAGCAAGUGUGGGUUCAAAAAUCCAGCUCUGGGUCGUAGUCACUUCAUGAUAGUGAAGCAAAAUUCCUGGUUCCGUGGUAAUUUUGAUCAGUGGAUCUGCUAGUGGCUAGAGAGGCUAGAGGCAGCAUCUCCUCUACUGACUGCUAGGCAGAGGCUCAGGAUAAAAGUUUUGCCAACAAAAAAAAUUGGAUUUCUCUGCGGGCGACAAAAAUCCCGGAGGAAAGCCUAUCUUAAAGUUGGUUUCUCUGAUGUGGAUAUUGGUGUAACUAAUGCUUGCUAGGUCGAGAUUGCGUGUGGAUAGGGGCAGAAGAGAAGAACUAAAAAGUACCCCCCAUCAGUUAGACGGUAUAGUAUAACACCCGGUGAUCCCUUCGAGUCCCUCUCUUUCCAUCUUACUCAAGGAAGAAGUAAUGCACUCGUUGGAGUAGCUACAGAUAAUCACCGCUUUUGCCGCAGACUUGGAAGGGAACUUGGAGAACUUGAGUUUUUUAUAGAUCCCUAUCUCUUUUUUUGUUUUAGUAGUUGAACUGUAAAUAUAAGGGCCAGGCACACGGUUCCUUCCGUGCUGCUAUGUUCUAUAUCAUAGCACUCGGUAAUAUUUUGUACCGCAGCGAGGGCAAGCGCUUGCUCAAAGCCCAUCUAUUUUCAAGGGUUCGGUUCUUGUGAGUAGGACGAGCCUAGGAGUUGAUCACUGCACGGAAGCUCGUCGAUGAUAGGAAUUCGAUUGGAAUACAUCGGCAGGAGAAGUUGAGGUGUUGGGAUUCUUUUGCUUGGUGGUGCUGUUUGGGUUGAUGGGGGGCAGGUGUUUGCUGUUACAUGGGGUAUGAAAUUGAGUCCUUUGUAUUUAGAAUAUGACCCUCGAGCUUAUAUGAAAUUGCAGAAUGGACCAGUAUGGCUUGGUUGUUAAUGGUGAUGGAGAUUAAUAUUUGUGCUGCC
Messenger RNA from Punica granatum (pomegranate), 2646 nucleotides. NCBI's taxonomy places the organism in Eukaryota, Viridiplantae, Streptophyta, Magnoliopsida, Myrtales, Lythraceae. The record is from RefSeq and is a predicted model, not a curated record.